GUUAUGAUUUUUGGGCCAAGUUUGAUUUUUUAAAAUUUCUUCCGUUCUGGAGUUUUUAUUGAAUUGUGUACGAAAAUGUCCGAAUUUCUGUUUAAAUCGCUAGUUGAGAACAAUUUCCGCGUCUGUCGCUUCUGCCUACAAUCAAAUGAGAAAGAGUUGUGUGAUAUUUAUGAAAACAUCUUUGGAAAAACAAAUCUCGUCAGUAUAAACACCACCGUGCGAAAUGUGCUAGCACUGCUUGAUAUUCAGGUCACUCAAAAUGACACAUACCCAAACUUCAUCUGUCGGCGGUGCCGAGAUUUACUGUUUUCUAUUCAGCAAUUUCGCGAAACAGUACAAAAGUCUGCCCAACACCUGGCCCAAGCAAAGCUGCUGAAGGAGUUUCCUAAUGUAAAGUUCGUUGAUUCUCUUGACUCUACCCAAGAACAGGAUAUGGUGAAAACUGAGUUGGAAUUGGAAGAGGAAUCUGUCUCUGCGGAACAAGUAGAAGAUGUAGAAAUAACUGUUGAGGAAAUACUGGUCGAAAACGAGAAGGACAGUGACCAAGAAACGGAAAUCAGUCGAUCUUUCCAAGAAGAACAAAACAAGGCAGCAAUUCAAUUAACGAUUGAAGCAUUAACGGACGAAAACGAGAAAGACACCGUUCAAGGAAUGGAAAACAAUCAAUCUGUUCAAGAUGAACAAAGCAUGGCAUCAGAUGAAAUUGUUAAAAACGAGUAUAUUCAAACGGAAUGGAUCGUUUAUGAACAAAUAGACAUACCACCCGAACAGGAAGAAUAUACGGAAACGCUCUAUCUGGAGGAUGAAUCUCAACAUGAAGAAGGGUCACCAAUUGAUUAUAAGUCUGCUGCAAUGUUCUUGGAUAUACAAAAAGAUGACGAACAGCACGCGCCGAAAGCAAAUAGUAAACGGCACUGUUCUGCUCCAAAAAUUUGUCCAAUAUGUGGUACGACAAGCACUGCUAUGGUAGUCCACAUGCGGACACACUCGAAAUUGCGACCAUUUGCAUGUCACAGCUGUAGUAAAAGUUUCUACACCAGCAAUAAGCUACGAUGUCACAUUCAAUCAGCGCACAUCAGCGAGCGAAGUUUUCAGUGCGAGAUCUGCGAGAAGGCUUUCAAGCUGAAGAAAACGCUAAAUGCUCACAUGAUGUCACAUCUGUCGGAAAAAUCCUACGCAUGUUCACUCUGCCAGAAAAGUUUUCUUUUCCGGUGGGCUCUGGCAAAACACCAAAGAACUCAUACCGGGGAGAAACCGUUCGUGUGCACCUUGGACGGCUGUGGUAAGAGCUUCGUUUCAUCUUCGAAUCUGCGACAGCAUCAGAAAACCAGCGCACAUCUCAGGCAGCCCCGGAAGGACGCUUGCGACGAGUGCGGGAAGCUGUUCCAAAGCAAGUAUGCUCUGAGAGCACAUCGAAAGGUGCACGAGCUGAAGGAAAUGAGACGGAAGCAGAUGGAGCUGGCAGUAGUAUAACUAGAAUCAUUAUGUAUUGUGUUCCGAUCAAUAAAUUCACAUUUUUUGUA
Topomyia yanbarensis is the source of this 1523-nucleotide messenger RNA. RefSeq names its product zinc finger protein 180-like. Gene Ontology annotation, biological process: regulation of transcription by RNA polymerase II. Gene Ontology annotation, molecular function: RNA polymerase II transcription regulatory region sequence-specific DNA binding; zinc ion binding; DNA-binding transcription factor activity, RNA polymerase II-specific. Lineage: Eukaryota; Metazoa; Arthropoda; Insecta; Diptera; Culicidae. The transcript has 2 exons. The record is from RefSeq and is a predicted model, not a curated record. Gene Ontology annotation, cellular component: nucleus. Bases 76 to 1473 code for a protein of 465 amino acids.